AUGGCCACAUCGUCAAUUCAGAAUCUUAACAAGCCCAAAGAUGCUUUCGAGCAACUAGAGGACGAAGAGGGCACACGCCAGGGUUUCUGCCAUAUCAGAAUUCAGCAGCGAACUGGCCGCAAAACCAUCACAACUGUUCAGGGUAUUGCACCUGAAUAUGAUCUGAAGAAAAUUGUUCGCUAUUUAAAGAAGAUGCGAGGCGCGACGUCCUUGUCGAACAUCAGAAUGUUGUUCGCUCUGAUAAUCUUUCGAUUGCUUAAUGCCUUGCUGGUGCGAACUUAUUUUGUGCCGGACGAGCUUUUCCAAAGUGUGGAAGUGGCGCAUCGAGCAGUCUACGGUGUCGGCUACGUGUCCUGGGAAUGGAAGUGGUCACUUCGCUCCGUGCUGCAUCCAGCCUGUAUCGCGCUGCUCUACCGCAUUGGACGCUCACUGGGCAUCGAUUCGGCACUGUACGUCACCGAAGCACCGCGAUUACUUCAUGCUCUGUUGUUUGCAUUUUCCGAUUUUUCGUUCUACGGGCUUGCCCAUCGAACACUUGCAUCGCACAGUGCCGCCAGCUAUGCGCUCACCAGCUAUCUGUCCUGCUGGUUUGUAUGGUACUGCGCACCACGUACACUUUCGAAUGCGCUGGAGACAGCUCUAGUGCUUUAUGCACUGCACUGGUACCCGCUGACAGCGAAGGAUCUGGCCACACGCCGUUGCUGGCCAUACAUCUCCCUGGGCUUUGUCAGCAUCCUGAUUCGGCCCACUGCAAUUCUCAUUUGGAUCCCGCUCGGCCUCUGGCAUCUUUGGCGCUCCAGCUCCCCGUUCAGGCUCAUUUUCGGUGUCUGCGCACCUGCAUGCCUUCCGACUCUUCUGGCUGCUCUGCUGCUCGAUUCGGCCGUCUAUGGCCGAUGGACGUUGACGAUUUGGAACUUUGCUAGUUUCAACGUGUUCCAGGGCGGUAGCGCCCACUUCGGAUCGCAUCCGUGGCAUUGGUUUCUCAUACAGGGCCUACCUGCCGUCCUCACAGUCCAGCUGAUUCCGAUUAUUGGAGGUGUUUGGCUUGCUUGCAGAAAUGGCAGCCUUCAUUUUUCUUCACCUCCUCCGCUGAUAUUUGCUAUCACUCCGAUACUGUACGUCACUGGUCAUAGCUUCAUCGCUCACAAGGAGCAUAGAUUUUUGCUUCCGAUUAUUCCACUGUUGUGUCUCUUCGCCGGUUAUUUCUUGAAUUCUGGCUUGUUGUACUGGAAGAGAAAGACGGGUAAUCGGAUGAUCUUCACCCGACGAUCACUAUGGAUUGGCCUGCUGCUCGUGGUCAACAUACCCAUGGCGCUGUAUUUGGGCCUAUAUCAUCAGGCAGGCGUUUUCACGGCCACGCGAUGGAUUGGCGAACAUUUGGCCAGCCGACGAUUUAGCGCGACGAAAAAGCAUUUCGAGAUCGUUCAGUUGAUGCCAUGCUUCUCGAUGCCCCAGUACAGCUAUUUCCAUGGCUUGAACGUGUCUAUCACUGCACUGGAUUGCUCGCCUAAUUUGGAGUACAAAAAUGAUUAUGUGGAUCAGGCUGAUCAAUUUCACAUCGAUCCGAAUCGGUGGAUUGUCGAAAAUGCGAAACUGUUAGAAGGGGCUGAUUACAUUGUGAUGUACGAGAAGACUUAUCAGUUGACGAAACGUCUUAUCAGUUCCCUGAAUUUUCGAUUGUGCUCACGCUUUUUCCAUGCACAUUUCCUGUCCUCUCCACGACAGGAUCAUUACAUCGUUGUCACUUGCCGCUAA
Molecule: messenger RNA, 1755 nt
Organism: Gongylonema pulchrum
Lineage: Eukaryota; Metazoa; Nematoda; Chromadorea; Rhabditida; Gongylonematidae
Source: the annotation of a GenBank genome assembly